Molecule: messenger RNA, 1908 nt
Organism: Hyla sarda
Lineage: Eukaryota; Metazoa; Chordata; Amphibia; Anura; Hylidae
Product: cystathionine gamma-lyase-like
Exons: 12
Coding region: 280-1542 (420 amino acids)
Biological process (GO): transsulfuration
Cellular component (GO): cytoplasm
Molecular function (GO): cystathionine gamma-lyase activity; pyridoxal phosphate binding
Source: RefSeq, a predicted model, not a curated record
UAAGGAUGCAACAGAUUUAUACAACAGCUGGAGCCACUUCCAUAAAUCUUUUGAAGACUGUUUAGUCUAAGUUUACGCCGCCUAAGAAUCGUUUAGUAACUCUGGGUCAUCGGACGCUUGUAUAGUUGCAGUAUAAAAUCUUUAACCCCUUCCUAGUGAUGUUGAUGAAGACGACAACGCCUCCAGGCUCAACCAAUGCCCUACAGCCAGGGAAUGGGGAUCUGUUUAUAAAGAGGCGUAGGUUCAGGGCACAAUGCCACCACAGCCGGCAGCAGCAGCAUGCAGCAGGAGAACAAGCAAUGUCCAGCACAGGGCUACCUGGAGCUUUUCAAACACUUCGCCACCGAGGCCAUUCACACCGGGCAGGAACCUGAGCAAUGGAAGUCUAUGGCGGUGGUGCCCCCCAUCUUUCUCACCACCACCUUCAAGCAGCACAGUCCAGGAGAGUUUGCGGGUUAUGAGUACAGCCGAUGUGGAAACCCAACAAGGGACUGUCUGCAGAAAGCUGUCGCCGCCCUUGAUGGGGCCAAAUACUGUUUGUCUUAUGCGUCGGGCCUGUCUGCAGUACUAAAUGUUGCCCACCUUCUGGAAGCUGGAGACCACAUCAUCUGUAAUUGUAUUGUGUAUGGAGGUACACACAAAUAUUUUACAAAACUUGGAACAAGAAUGGGCAUGAAGGUGACGUUUGUUGACUGUACUGACCUAAAUUCUUUGGACGCUGCGAUCACCCCAGAUACCAAGCUCGUGUGGAUCGAAACCCCAACAAACCCAAAUGUAGUGGUCAUUGAUAUACAAGGUUGUGCCGAUAUUGUUCACAAGCAUCAAGGUGUGCUUCUGGCCGUGGAUAACACCUUUAUGUCCGCCUAUUUCCAGCGGCCAUUGUCUCUGGGAGCAGAUAUCUGUAUGUAUUCCGCAACCAAAUAUAUGAAUGGCCACUCUGAUGUCCUCAUGGGAUUGGUGUCUGUAAACUGCGACACACUGUACGAAAAGUUAAAGUUGCUUCAGAUGGAUCUUGGCGCCAUCCCAUCCCCUCUUGAAUGCUACCUGUGCAACCGCGGCCUGAAGACCUUACAUCUCAGAAUGAGGCAACAUUUCCAUAACGCUCUGGCAGCGGCCAUGUUUCUGGAGAAGGAUCCUCGUGUUGACAAAAUUCUAUUUCCAGGGCUGCCAUCUCACCCACAGUACGAGCUCACCAAGCGUCAGAGCACUGGAGCUGGAGGGAUGAUGGCAAUUUACAUUAAAGGCAACCUGGAGCAUGCAAAGAUCUUCCUCAGGAGCCUGAAGGUGUUUGCACUCGCUGACAGUCUUGGAGGAUAUGACAGUCUGGCUGCGCAUCCAGCCAUCAUGACUCACGCCUCAGUACCGGAGGAAGAGCGAGCGCGCCUGAAGAUCACCGACAACCUCAUUCGCCUCUCCAUAGGGUUGGAGGACACAGUAGACAUUAUAGAGGACCUGGACCAAGCAUUGCAGGUUGCGCACCCGGACCUUACAAACCCGACCAAGGUGGAGGAUUUACUGCAGCAUCUGAAGCUGAGCUGCUGAAUAUUAUUAACCUUCACAAUCUGAUUCACAAAUAUAAUAGGAUUGUUAUAGUGAAAUACAGUGGGGAUCAAAAGUUUUGGCACCCCAGGUAAAAAAAUGUAUUAAUGUACAUAAAGAAGCCAAGGAAAGAUGGAAAAAUCUCCAAAUUACAGAUUAGACAUUCUUAUAAUAUGUCAACAAAAGUUAGAUUUUAUUUCCAUCAUUUACACUUUCAAAAGUAUAAGUAUUGUAUGUACAGUAUAAAGUGGAUUACCGUAUAUACUCGAGUAUAAGCCGAGUUUUUCAGCACGAUUUUUCGUGCUGAAAACACCCCCCUCGGCUUAUACUCGAGUGAACUCUCCAACCGCAGUGGUCUUCAACCUGCGG